Messenger RNA from Zingiber officinale, 1890 nucleotides. Its product is annotated as transcription termination factor MTERF15, mitochondrial-like. Bases 109 to 1224 code for a protein of 371 amino acids. Gene Ontology annotation, molecular function: double-stranded DNA binding. The record is from RefSeq and is a predicted model, not a curated record. Gene Ontology annotation, cellular component: chloroplast. NCBI's taxonomy places the organism in Eukaryota, Viridiplantae, Streptophyta, Magnoliopsida, Zingiberales, Zingiberaceae. Gene Ontology annotation, biological process: regulation of DNA-templated transcription; chloroplast organization. The transcript has 2 exons.
AGAGGAGAUUAAAUGUGCGAUGUGAUUCAAGUAGGGUUUUACAAUUCGCUCUUUGGGUUCGAUUCGUGACGUCCUUAUCUGGUCGGCGGACACUCCGGCUCCGACGCCAUGCUUCGCUCCCUAGUCCGCCGCCAUGUGCUUGCCCCAUCGACCCACCUCCGACGCGUCUUUUUCUCCACUGGAACUUCCGUCUCCUCCUCAGGCGUCACCGCUUCUCCCGAUCCCCACUUCAUGGCCGAGUACCUCGUGAAAACAUGCGGCUUCUCCGCGGGCGAUGCUUCCAAGGUCUCCAAGUUGCUCCUUCGUUUUCAGUCCACCGAGAAGCCUGACGCCGUUAUAGGAUUUUUCAGAUCUCAGGGCUUUGAUGGCGCUAAUCUGAGAAGGAUAAUAGCUUGGAGACCAGGAAUGCUCGGCUGGGAUGUGGAGACGCAAGUCGCACCAAAGUUUAAAUUAUUGCGCGACAUGGGAUUAUCUGAGUCCGACAUCAUCGGUAUCGUUCGGCUGCACCCUAUCGUUAUUGGCUUCAACAGCGAGAAUGCGCUUCUCGCCCGAUUCAAGGUUUGGGAAAGUUUAUUGGGAUCGAAGGAGAUCCUCCUCAAGAAUCUCCGGAGGUGUGGAUGGUUUUUUAGCAGCAACAUUGAGAAUGUAGUGCGCCCCAACAUUAACUUCUUACGGGAUGAGUGUGGUAUUCCUGAAGAGAGGAUUUCUCUCGUCCUUAAAAGGCACCCAGCCUUCUUCACGCAGAAACCAGAUUCCCUCCGGGCAUUGGUAGAUAGAGUUGAGGGGAUCGGAAUUACCCGGGGAUCUGGGAUGUUCCUCUGGAUCCUUGAUGUGCUGCACGGGGUCAGCAGGGAAAAAUUUGAGGCCCAAGCCAAGAUCAUGAACAGCUUUGGUUGGUCGAACUCGGAUUUCGUUUCUGUAGUCAAGGUACAUCCAACUUUUUUAUGGCUUUCCACAGAGGUAUUGCAGAGAAAGAUGGACUUUCUAGUUAAGGAUGUUGGAAUGACACCUUUAGACAUUGCUAAGCAUGCAGUGGUUUUACGAUUAAGUUUGGAAAAGAGGUUAAUUCCUCGAUUUCAUGUGAUGGAGAUUUUAAAAUCUGAAGGGUUAUGGACUUCACAGAUGAAGUUAUCUAUGUUUUUCUCAUCGCCGGGACCAAAAUUUUUGCAGAAGUAUGUACUCCCUUACAAAGAUAAAUUACCCAAACUGCUUGAAGUCUUGUGAAUUGUAGCUGAGUUUGAGAGGAAUAUCCAACAGGGGUUUAUUUGGCAAAAUUUGAUUCAUGUUGUGUGGUACAGUGACAUCUGCCAAGGUUAAUGAGAAGUCACUUUCCUUCAACUUAACCUAUCUUAUCUCUUAAUAUUGUUGAAAGCUGAAGGAGAAUAGCAUUCUGGUUAGAAGCUUCUUUGUUGAGCUUCAUUGAAAAUGUCACUCUUAUUAUGUGGAUAGUCUGUCACCUACUUAAAUUUCCUUUUUGUUAACAAAUUCAUUGAAAAUUACAGUCUAUUUCUGAAUGCUGUCAAUUACAAAUUCUUACAUAUAUGUGAAACACUGUUUGCCUGAGAUUCUUCUUGUAUAGUAAUUUGAAUUGUAAAGUAUGAUAAAUGUCGAUUAGCGGAUUCAUGAGAACUUGAGGUGCGAGGAGUAUACAGACCAAAAAGAGCUUAUUUAUUAUUAUUAUUCAAAGGUAUCUAAAGAUCUUAUACUACUAUAUGUAUGGUUGUUCUCAAAAGAAGCUCAGGCAAUCACCAAGGCAGCUUUGGUUGUUGACUUAUAUCUCAUACUUAACAGCCCCUUUGAUCUGUUUUACCUCUUAUUGCUUAAAUUUUCAAAUAAGUAUCUCGUUUUACCGCUUAUUGCUUUAAUUCUUUAAUUUUACUGCUUAUUUAU